AUAGUUCCGCGAGUUGUGAUAGCUUGUCUUUGUAACAAACAGCAGUGUGUUGACAAAAAUAGAGCAUUCCUCUGAUCCACCUUGCUUUGGUUCGAAUCCCAAGAGCUCGUGGAAUUAUCUUUAAGUCUACAGGCUCAGGAUUCCUAAUGGCCCUCGCCAUCUUCUCUCUUUUGUUCAUAAUCGCAUUACACUGCUGCGAAGGAGAGCCCCAAUGGAGAAAUCUCUCCGAAGUCUCCUAUUACUUCACAACAUGCAAUGGAACUGGAGCGAAUGGCACAUCAUAUCAAACUUGCCUCCAGUACUAUCAAAGUAUUAAUUCUCCCAUUCGGCAACACCUUACGGACGAUUCAGAAACCCUCGGGUUCUUUGGUGGACAAACCUUCACAUUCCCUCGCUCAGGGACUUACAAUGUAACCAUUGCUGGGGCUUCAGGGGGCCGGGGCUUGUGCAACAUUAAGACUUCUAGAGGCGUCAUAUUACAAACUCAAUUAUUGAUAGACACACAAGCGAAUGGGUCUAUACUUGUGCUGGUGGGACAUAAAGGGAUCGGACCCUGCGAUACUAACUCCUCAUACAAGCUCUGUACUGAUCCUCCUACUAAUUUAACUGAAGCCAAUGAGUGUUCUUCAAUGUGGAAUUCCGAGUCUCUUCCUUCGUUAAAGCCAAGAUUAGGGGGAGGAGGAGGAGGAGGAGGAAGCAUGAUAUGGCCUAGAAACGUCUCAAGCAAUCACUACUCCCAGUCUCUUCUUCCAUUCAUUGUAGCAGCUGGUGGAGGAGGCACUUCAUUACAGACCAACUAUGAUGCCAUUUUAACUGCUGUCAAUGGAAACGUAGAGCAGCUGAGAGUUGGUAAUGAAACAAAUGAAGAACUUUAUCAGAGAUUUAUUGACGGAAGACCUUCAUAUACAGACGGUCUUGUAGACUAUAUUGGUGGUACUGGAAUGAGACCAGGAGUUGGAGGGGAAAGCAUGAGCUUUUCCUCUGGAGCUGGCAGUGGGUGGCUUGCCCCUCCAAACAUGAAAGACAUUGAUGGACAACUUUUAAGCCAACGGUUAGUUUUUGCUAGAGGCGGUUUAGACUGUGUCUUGGGUCUUGGGGAUGACAACACUGGUCUGCCCUUUAAGAGGGUCAACGGUGGAUUUGGAGGCGGUGGAGGCAGCUGUGAUUCUGGAGGAGGAGGAGGUGGCUUUGGGGGAGGAGAAGUAUUAAAAUCAAGUCCAGAAAUACCAGGUGGAGGUGGGUACUCACUGAUAACAAUCAACAAUAUGAGAGUUGACAGUACUAGCAGUGGAAUGAACGAUGGCGAUGGAUAUGUUAAUAUCAUACCAGGAGACUGUGGUUGCAUGAAUGGCUGUAGAGUGAAUGGUGAACUCUAUCAGUGUAUUUGUCUUGAUCCAACUAUACUAGCUAACAAUGGGCUGGACUGUAUAUCAACAACUAGUAAUUAUUCCGAUUUUAUAACAACUGAAAGGACUGAUUACAGGCUCACUGUUUCUAAUACUAAUCUUCCUUACUCUCUACUUCAGUUUAAUAAUGUUCUCACACUUUAUGGCGGAGCUGUGACUCUUGAGAGCAAAGAAACGGAAGAGAGAAGAAGGAGAAGGGAAAUGAGAGAUGAACCAAUGUGCUUAAUAGUCUGGCUGAGUGAUACACGCGUCCCAGUCCUUAUCAGUGAUUCAGCUAAUGGAUCUUUACGAGUCAUUACUAACUUAACAAACGGAUCAGUUGGAGAUCCACUCUACACAUUCAGUGAUGGUCUGAUGGUCAGUGGUGGGAUACUAAUAGGAAACUGUACAGUUACUAAUAUUACACUAAGUUCUAGUACCACCGUUGGAGAAACUGUUAACAUUGUUCCAAUGACUGUUAUCAAUAAUUAUAACAACUUCUUUCAAUCGAUUGUCAUGAACGUUCUCCUACCUCAAACAAUAGCUCCACCCUCCUCAAGUCUCUUCCCAUCUCCUUCCAUGGUUUUAUCUACCAUCACUCAAGCUUCUUCCUCCUUCAAUACAGUAUCAAUGACCCCCACUAUGAUCACGGAACCAGCUGGAGGAGAUCUCUUAACAAUGGAUAUCAUUAUAGCUAUUGCAGCUGCUGCUGGUGCCAUCGUGUUUCUUGUUGUGAUCAUUGUAGUUGUAAUUAUCAUCUGUGUUGUGAAAAGAAGAGGCUCUCUUAAAGUAUAUCAGAUUCACAGCAGUCCUGAUGAUGAUAUGAAAAAUCGCAAAAUGCCAAUCACUCCAGAAGAACACCAGCUGGAAAAGUUGAGAUUCAAACUGUCGUCUCUUAAAAGGAACCCUAACUAUGGGGUAGGGUUUUCUGGAGAAGAAGAAAUAGAUUAUAGUGGGAAAGCUAAACUAGCUCCUAAAGAUCUUUCUUCAUCAGACAUUGAAAAUGGGUACACCCCAAUGUCAUUUGAGAGAGGAACAGAAGAAGGUAGCUUUGAAACUUCUAUAGAGCAAAGACCCCAGCCUUACAGACUUAGGAGCCGCUCAGCGCGUCGAAAGACCUUCACUCUAAAACCAAAGUUUGGUGUGAUGUCACCCUCCGUCACUUUUUACGAAUACAACAAAGAGAGGGCUGAUGAUGAUUGGGAACAUGACAGAGCCCAGCUGACGUAUUUAAGGGACAUUGGCGAAGGACAGUUUGGGAAAGUGUUACUGAUGAAAGCAAAAAAUAUUGCUGGAUACAAAGGCAAGCUCCCAGUUGCCGUGAAAACCUUGACAAGUAUCGAAGAGGAAGACGUACAAAAGUUCUUAGAAGAGAUAGAACUAAUGAAGAAAUUCUCAAAUCCUCAUAUUGUCAGCUUAUUAGGGAUUAGUACAGGAGGUUCUGAAGGUGCUCCGUUAAUGAUACUGGAGUAUAUGCCUUACGGGGACCUCCACAACUUCCUACUGAAGCACAAACCAAAGGCAGGGGAACAUGCUAUUAUUGGCAUUUAUCAUCAAAUAAGAUUUGCUGGAGAUAUUGCAAAUGCAAUGGCUUUCCUUGAGAGCAACAAAUAUGUACACAGGGACAUUGCAGCCAGGAACUGCUUAGUGGGACCAAACCUUGAGGUGAAAGUGGCUGAUUUUGGAAUGGCUCGCAUGGUACAGGAGAAAGAAUACUACAAGAUCGCUGGUAGGGCAGUACUGCCUGUCAGGUGGAUGGCACCAGAAUCUCUCAUCUAUGGAUACUUCACAUCUUCGUCUGAUGUCUGGUCGUAUGGAGUAUUGCUUUGGGAGAUUGCGACUUAUGGCACAGUACCAUUAGAAUCAUCUAGCGUUCAAGAGAUAGUGGAGAUGGCUCAGAACAAAACGCUCUAUCAUACUUGGCCAGAGAAGUAUCUCCCAGAAUUGAAAGUAGUCCAAGAGGAAUGUCAUAAAUAUGAAGCAGAAGAAAGGAUUACCUUCGAGAAAAUUGCAGGCCUUCUACCCAACUCACAAACCACCACCUAGCUACAGAAUAUGAUCUCUUAAUAAUAGUUUCAUUGGGAGACUUUUAAUUCUUUUUUAACACACACAUAUAGUAGUACUACACUACACUACAUUGAACCACACAAAAAAAUUAUUAUUAUUAUU
This is a messenger RNA of Amphimedon queenslandica, 3554 nucleotides long. RefSeq names its product leukocyte tyrosine kinase receptor-like. Gene Ontology annotation, cellular component: plasma membrane; signaling receptor complex. Gene Ontology annotation, molecular function: ATP binding; transmembrane receptor protein tyrosine kinase activity. Gene Ontology annotation, biological process: positive regulation of kinase activity; cell surface receptor protein tyrosine kinase signaling pathway; multicellular organism development. The transcript is spliced from 16 exons. Bases 147 to 3431 code for a protein of 1094 amino acids. NCBI's taxonomy places the organism in Eukaryota, Metazoa, Porifera, Demospongiae, Haplosclerida, Niphatidae. The record is from RefSeq and is a predicted model, not a curated record.